UUUGGACACAUUAAUACGUAUAAAAACAGCUGAUUUAGGCCAUUUUCACUGUCUUCAUUAAAACAUUUUGUAGUCUUUAUGUUUCAGUUUGUACAGUAACCGUCUCCCUUGGAGGAUUAACCCUUUCAUGCCUACAUGACCUCUGCUGUGUGGUCCUUGAUUCACCUGAAUGACCUCCCCCGCUCCUCCUCCUCCUCAGAUAAACCCGACCCCCCAGCAAAGGUCCCUGCAGCCUCAGACAUUCGGCGGUCCAGUCUGACCUUGUCAUGGUACGGACCGACCUACGACGGAGGCAGCGCCGUGCAGUCCUACAAUCUGGAGAUCUGGGAUUCUGUGGACAACACGUGGAAACACCUGGUGUCCUGCAACAGCACCUCCUACAACAUACAGAACCUUCUUCCAGAGCGUCAGUAUAAGUUUCGUAUCCGGGCAGAGAACAUCUACGGAGUCGGAGAGCCGAGCGCCGAGUCUGAACCCGUAACUGUCGGACUGGUGGACGAUGAGGAGGAGGCCGAGGCAGAGGAGGAGGACGAAGACUCAGAGAAGGAGCCCGACUACAGAGACGUGACCAUCAGGACAGACGUGAAGGUGAAGGAGCUGUACGACGUCGAGGAGCGGCUGGGAACGGGAAAGUUCGGCCAGGUGUUCAAACUGGUGGAGAAGGCGACGAAGAAGGUUUGGGCGGGAAAGUUCAUCAAGGCGUACUCGGCGAAGGAGAAGGAGAACGUCCGGCAGGAGAUCGGCAUCAUGAACAGCCUCCAUCACCCCAAACUGGUGCAGUGCAUCGACGCCUUCGAGGGCAAGUCCGACAUCGUCAUGGUGCUCGAGAUGAUCUCAGGUGGCGAGCUGUUUGAGCGGAUCAUCGAUGAGGACUUCGAGCUGACGGAGCGCGAGGUGAUCAAAUACAUGCUGCAGAUCAUCGACGGUGUCAACUUCAUCCACAAACAGGGCAUCGUCCACCUCGACCUCAAACCCGAGAACAUCAUGUGUGUCAACAAGACCGGCAGCAAGAUCAAACUCAUUGACUUCGGCCUCGCACGCCGACUAGAAAACGCAGGAACUCUUAAGGUUUUGUUUGGGACUCCAGAGUUCGUGGCUCCAGAGGUGAUCAACUACGAAGCCAUUAGUUAUCCCACCGACAUGUGGAGUAUAGGAGUCAUCUGUUACAUCCUGCUGAGCGGUCUGUCUCCCUUCAUGGGGGACAAUGAUAAUGAGACGCUGUCCAACGUCACCUCAGCCUCCUGGGACUUUGAGGACGAGGCCUUCGACGAAAUCUCAGACACCGCCAAAGACUUCAUCACCAACCUGCUGAAGAAAGACAUGAAGGCUCGGCUCACCUGUGCUCAGUGUUUUGAACACACCUGGCUGAAGCAGGACACCAACACCAUGAAGGCCAAGAAGCUCUCCAAGGAGAGGAUGAAGAAAUACAUCCUGAGGAGGAAAUGGCAGAAAACAGGUCACGCUGUUCGAGCCAUCGGCAGACUGUCGUCCAUGGCCAUGAUGGCCGGAGUCAGCGCCAAGAAGGGCUCACCAACGGAAGAGGAUAACCAGUUCCUGGAGUGUUUGGAGUACGAGCAGAAGACAGAGUGUAAGCCAACUUUCAGCUCUGUCAUCAAAGACGUGGAGGUGGUUGAAGGCAGCGCCGCUCGCUUCGACUGCAAGAUCGAAGGUUACCCUGACCCAGAGGUGGUGUGGUACAAAGACGACCAGCCGAUCAAAGAGACCAGACACUUCCAGAUCGACUAUGAUGAAGAGGGAAACUGCAGUCUGGUUAUUUCAGAGGUUUCAGGUGAUGAUGACGCCAAGUACACGGUGAAGGCGGUCAACAGUCUGGGGGAGGCGACCUGCACCGCCGAGCUGCUGGUGGAGGUGAUGGGCGGAGAGGAGGAGGAGGAGGAGGAGGAGGAGGAGGAAGAGGAGGAAUAAAGCAGUGUCGGUGUGGACUCCCACAGGAGGAGAAGGGGGAGGAGAAGGAGGUGCUCCUGCAACCUGUCAGACCUGAGCAGGAAGUACUAACCCAGAAUUAACAGCCUGUGAUUGGAGGAGCAGGUGGGCGGGGUCCGUGAUGAUGUCACACCUAACAGCACAAACAUCAGCUGUGUUUGAAGACGUUUCCGUCACAGAAAUGCUGCACUACAGAGUGUGUUUGAACUCUCAGCGGUUAGUUUCAUCCAUUAUAUAGUGCACUAUGAAAUACCCACAAUGCACAGCAAAUCUGAGUGCACUUACAAUGUACCCUACAGUUUACUCUCGUGUACCACAAUGCAAUGCGGUCGUGUAUUUCCAGCGUAGCGUUGGAAAUCUGGUUGUUAUUCCGGAUAUAGUUCACUAUUAAAUACACACAGAGAAGCGUGAGUGAACGGUUUCAAACACACCUGUAAUCUUCUAUAGUGAUGGUCAAACUAAACUCCACCCACCUGACACCUGAGAACAGAAGCCCCGCCCCUCUCAGGUGAGCCUCUGCUCAUUGGUCGGUUUCCUGUCUCAGUUUGCUUGCCGUAAAAGACGAGUAAUUGAAACAGGACACGUUGGUUUCUGUCUCGGAUCAGACUGACAUCUCGUCAUCAUUUUAACCUCAUGUGGAGUUCGGAGGCGCAUUGCAUCUUCUGACCUAAAAAAACAAAGACACCUUAUCGUAAUUAUGAGAAAAGAUUUCGUCAUUUUGAGUUCAGGAUCUCACAAUCAUCGAUAAACACAGGAUGAGACACAGUUAAUCUGUGUUUACUUCCAUCUCGCGCUGAGACAUCCAGAAAUAUGAAUCUUUCUUAAAAAUGAGGAUGGCGUAAAUAUUCGCAUGCAAACGUCUCAACGCGCGUGUAACCGCUGCAGGACGACUCAGGGAUCGUCAAUAAAUGAUGGUUUACUUGACACAUUAAUGCAGUUUUUCUCAUUGACACACUGCCGAAUGAUUUUAUACAGCAGACAAAUGAGACACGUUUCAUUGAUUUGACGAGUUGUUGGUUUUUUUGUUAUUUCAUUCAGUCGAUGCCAUGCGCCCCGUAGUAAAGCCAUGCUGUGAUCAGCUGAUUUCAAGUCUAAAAAACGUUUCAAUAAUUGGUGACGGAGAGUUAAACAGCCAGCUCGUAAACACUGAUGCAAAUUAUUAUUAUUUUUUUGAAUCUGCUAAAGAAAUCUGUUAACAUUUAAAAACCGCAGCUCCCAGGAUGUGUUGGACAGCAGCAGGAUUAUGGGAGCUGUAGUUGUUGAAUGAAACAAAAUAAUAAUAGUUUUAUCCAAAAAUGUAAAUAUUUUAUCCGACUGUGGAUUAAAACACGUGCUGUUUGAGCAGAGGCUCCUGGGAGCUGGAGUUGUUGUUUUUGGGGCGCAGGGCUUCAGCAGUCUGUUUAACCGUGAAGACAGACCUGCUCCCUGUGGGAGUCCAGGUGAGGAGGAGGAGGAGGAGGAAGGUACGAAGGAGGAGUGAUGAGGAGCUUCAUGUGCUGCGUUCCAUUGUAAGUCGGAUGUCUAUAAUUUUGUGUCGGUUUUUCUGACUUCUGAUCUAAAUGCGUUCAGGUGCAUCAGCUCGCGAAAACAUGGACGCCGGAGCGACCACAGCAGCAGAAGCCCCGCCUCCCACAGAAAAGUUUUAUUUUGGAUUUUUAGAUCUUAUGCAGAUUCACUGAUGUAGGAGGCUGACAGGAGGAGGAGGAGGAGGAGGAGGAGGAGGAGGCUGACACAAGCAUUCAUUCAAACACAUGUCAGCUGAGUGGAAACGCCAAACUUUUUUAGCAUGUUCUACGGAAGCCCUAAAAGGACACCCUUCUACACAUUUUAUUUUCUGUUUUCUCAUGAUGACGAAAUAUUUCUGGUUGUUUUUCUCGAGUUCACGACUUAUUUUUCUCGUUUUGUGGAGAUAACGACAUCAUUUUCUGGUGAUAAAACAACAUCAGGCUGGUGAUCAUAAAUAAUAUCCUCAGAGCUGCAAAAGCACAAAACACGUAAAAAUGGACUCAACUUACCUCAUUAGUGUCGGAGACGGGGGCAUCCUCCUCUUGGUGAGUGAUCAGCUGAUGUUUUUGUAUGUUUGUUUAUAGAAAGAUGUCCUUUUAGGGCUUCCGUACGUUUCACAACACAAACACAACAUAUGAGUUAAAAUGGACGAAUAAGUAACUGCUCUCCAUUCACCGAGUGCCGCCAUGUUCCUGUGACGCCCGUUCCACCGACUCGGCCUACAUGGAUCGUGCCCAAAUUUCCGACUUGGAAUUCCGACUUGAACGGCCGUUCCAUCAUACUUUUCCAGGGGUCGUUUUUUUCCGAGUGCAAUGGAACGCAGCAACAUUCACAGUUACAGUGAAGCCAGAGCCUUAAAGUGACGCAGCGCUGUGGAUCUUCAGCUUCAGAUGAUGACGAUGGUGAUGAUGAUGGUGAUAAAUUAUAUAACAAUAACCCAGUGUAGUGUAUAAUGGAGCUACUCUGUCUGCGGCUGAGAAAAGCUGGAUGUGUCUGUUUGUUUCUUCUGUUUGAGCACUUUUUUCUCCUCGUUUUCGUAUUUCUGACUUCGUCAUCAGAUGACAUCACCGCCAUCUUUUCGCCACUCGCCUUAAAGCAACCGAGACCAAGACCAAGACCACAAAACAUUACACAAAAAAGUCAUUUAGACUUUUUGGCUGCCUUAAAAAGAUGUUUGUGAGCAUGUGAGGACGAUCUCCCUAAUUUUGUUAAAACACCCCCAAAAUUCCCUCAGUAUUGAAAAAGCUCACAGAGUUUUAAAGCUAUGGACACUCCACGCCUGAGCUCUGACACGCCUGAGCUCUGACACGCCUGAGCUCUGACACGCCUGAGAUUUAUAAAAAUCAAAGCACGUGUUUUGAACGUAUGUAUUUCUUUCAUUUUAUGAUCACAGGAAGUCAUAAUUCUGAGUUCACAUAUUUUUAUUUCCUUUUAGCUGAAUUUGAUACACAAAUCAAACAAUUUCUGUUUUUUAUUUUAAAGAAGAAAAAACUCUCAGAGUCACAAGACGUCGUGUUUGAUCAUAAAAAGGUUUAAAUAUAUUUCCCGCUGAGCUUUCAGGAGGCGAUCAGAAAUGUUGCGGGAACUUUAUUGACCAGCAGCCUGAGGCGACCUUUGACCCCUCUGUGCAUGUGUGUGGUUGUGAUUUUAAGGCGUCUUUGGCGAGUCGUUUAUGUUCACGCUGAUGUCGAAGUCUUUAACUUUUUUUUUUGGUCACAUUCCAGCUGUUUGUGCUUUAUAACAUUUAUAUUUAAAGUUUUUGGUUUUUUUUCGAGCAGAACCCAAAGAAGCUUCUUUCGGAGCUCACCGGCGUGUGUUUGCGUGUGAUCCAUCGUACCCGGGCCUGACGUGUGUUUGGUGGUUGUUUGUUUUUCAGAAUGUUUUAUUUUUAGACUUAUUUAAUGCACAGAUUCAUAAUUCUAAUAUUAUCAUUUGAGCAUCCGUCUUCUUGGAGAUCUCCUUCACUUAAUUUCUCACCGAUCUUACAACUAAACCGAGCCGUGGACGCACUCCUAGACUGGUUUGUUUUUGUAUUAGAUGUAUGUAGAUUAUAAUUUUUAUAAAUAUAUAUCAGUUUGAUGAACUGCAAAUGUCAUGUAUGAGAACACUACGACUGUAGUUACUCACAGAAACCAAAUAAAUUUAUCACAAAACCA
This is a messenger RNA of Plectropomus leopardus (leopard coralgrouper), 5606 nucleotides long. NCBI's taxonomy places the organism in Eukaryota, Metazoa, Chordata, Actinopteri, Perciformes, Serranidae. The record is from RefSeq and is a predicted model, not a curated record.